Molecule: messenger RNA, 1681 nt
Organism: Aedes albopictus (Asian tiger mosquito)
Lineage: Eukaryota; Metazoa; Arthropoda; Insecta; Diptera; Culicidae
Exons: 2
Coding region: 706-1167 (153 amino acids)
Source: RefSeq, a predicted model, not a curated record
CAUCUUGCCGAUAAAAUAUACAUCAUUGUUAUGCAUAAAGAGUGUCACAUGUUUGCUCAUAAUUGCGAGCCAUUAUUUCAAUGUCUUCUAGCAAUCCAAUUAUCAAACAAGUACCCGUUUGGAUCAUCUCACGAAAAAAACCAUAGGUUCUGGUUAUGGAUCGGAUAUUUUAUCGCCCUUAUCUGAGGGAUUUCUUAUCAGCCUGUCCACGUUGGCACUUUUACAGGCCAGUCGUUUCCAGAUCUAAUCAAAGUACCUAGUACAGAUAAGUAGAUGUAUACUAUUAUAGGUAGGUGCAAGGCGAAGUGUUCAAGUGUUAAGCCGCGCGUAUUCACAUUGGCAACCGAUGAAAGCAUGCAAUCCACCACGUCACCUUCAAGCUCCAUCCACAACCUCAAGUUAUCGCUCCCGGGGAGGGCGAUUGAUUCGACAAAAGACGGUUUCAGUAUCAAAUUUGAUAUCGCCGGCUAUUCAUGCCGGCAGUUUGUUCAGCUUUUAACGGGCGACACGCACGCUAAUUGAGUAAAUUCCGAAAAAGCAAUUGUUUUUUAUAGAAUUCCCACACAUCUAACGUGUGCGCGCGCGACCGUUGGAGCAUCAUAUCGCGGUUCAAAUAGAGACUAUCCAGUCACUCUCAGGCCUACGUAAAGUGUAGACCGAAUUAGCACCUUUUUAUUGUUUAUUGAAAUAUUUUAUCGCACAAACAUGAACGCCGCUGACGGAGAGGAAAACCCCUUCAUACAUGCUCUGCAGUCCGAUGCACUGAACGAGCUUCUUAACGAUAAGGACAAACAUGAAAUGGCACAGCAAUUGGCGGAUAAUUUACGGAAACUAUCGGACAUGUUCGUUAAACUAUCCGAUCAAGAGAAGCAACAGUUCGUAAAGGAGUUCAAAGGUCAAUUCAUAAACCAAUUGAAAGGGUUGUCGGAGAUGGUAAAACAGCAGAAGGUAACCCAUGAUAACGCCGAGGAUUUGAAAUCUAUUCCUCUAUUUGGUGCCAACGAAAUUCUGCAUGAAGAACUCAACUUUUAUUUGAUGAUUGCUUUUGGGAUGUUGAUAGUGUUAUUUGUGGUAUUCUUCGGCUACAAACUAUAUCUUUCUCUAACCGAGAAAGAACGCAAGCUGCAGGAAAAACAGAAAGCCAAGCAGAGCAAAAAGAAGAAAUGAGCUGCUGUGAACCCGCGUGGUCAUACCAUCAGUGGAGGUAGUCGGACGGUUCGCCACCAUCAGCACAAAAACAUUCCACUGGCGAAGAACUACUAAUUUUUGGUACAAGUUUUUCGCCCACCACCUCCUUCUACGAAGCGCAAUCAAGUGAGACUAUAUAGUAAUAUUUAUGAUAACUAUUUUACUACAGCAACUUUUCUUUAUGUCGUCUGCAAUUUUAUCAUAAGCAAGCAAGAUCUAACAAAAGGGCAUCUAUUGAAUUGUUAAGGCAAAAUAGCAGAACUUCCUAUUGCUUUCGUCUGUUAAGUUUGAAAAUUUCGGUCAGGACAUUACAAAGAAAAACCCGAGUUGAGAAAAUGUAUUCAGAUGUGUUAUAUAUACAAACCCAUAUGUAAAGACGUUAAUCAAAAUCAAACAAUGCCAAGCAGACAAAAGAUAUCUGUAUAUGAUAUUAACUUUACAGUUAAUGUGUGUUUUCCUUUAAAUGAUGAAUAAAAAAUAUAUCAUACUUGAA